CAAUCAUAAAAGAAGUUACCUCAUCUGCCAUCAGUAGUACCAACAUGUACGAGUUAACGUUGCCUAUACUGUGUAUGUUUGCACUGUGUUCUGCUAAUGAUGCAGAAUUGAAGAAAAUAAUGACAGACGAAUCUCUGCGUGAUUUUCCAGGACAAAACUUGUUUAUGGGCAAAGAACUAACGGGCUCAUUUCCACAUCCCAGACCUAUCGGAAAAAGCAUUGGAAAUUAUCCAGAACGGUUAAGUUUUCCCACACAAAAUGUGCAGGCAAGAAAACAACCGAAAGUAUCAAAUAUGGGAAUGGUACCACCACCAAACCAGGAAUUCCAACAUCUGAGAGAGAAUUUCAAUCCCAGUGCUGGGAUGCUCGCGUAUUGGGGCGAAGAAGAUGAUCCGAAGAUAAAGAUGAAAAACUACGUGGAAAAGCUGAAGACAAACGCUGAAAUGUCUAGAAACGUUCUCAGAAUGAAGACGACUCCAAAACCAAGAAUUGAAGACACAUUGUCACCGAAGGUGGAUGACUACGAAUCACCUAUCCGCUGGGUGCCUAUCAACUCUACUGAAACUAGAGAUGGACUAGCCCGAGUUACGGAUCCAAAAACUGGGAAGAAUCGUCAGCAUAUCGUCAAUGGUACCGUCUAUGUACCAAUAGCUGACUAUGCUACGGACAGUUUAGAAUUGAGUACGCCGCCCACCAACAAGUCAGCUGCCAUCACUCCUGCUAUCGACUGGUCUAAAGUAACACCAAUGGACUGGUUGGCGCACGAGCUAAGGAGACCAAAGAGAAGUGGAAUGGUGGAGCAACAGUGCGACAUAGAUGGGUGUCAGGCAAGGUGUGACCUACCAUCUUGUGAAACGGGAUGCAGCGGCGAUACUUGUGCAGCAGGGUGUACAGCCAACUCAUGUUAUGCUUCCUGCAACGGCCCAGGCUGCAAGGCAAUGUGCAUUGGAUAAGACGGUGCU
Molecule: messenger RNA, 962 nt
Organism: Aricia agestis (brown argus)
Lineage: Eukaryota; Metazoa; Arthropoda; Insecta; Lepidoptera; Lycaenidae
Exons: 24
Coding region: 45-953 (302 amino acids)
Source: RefSeq, a predicted model, not a curated record